Coregonus clupeaformis (lake whitefish) is the source of this 912-nucleotide messenger RNA. Its product is annotated as keratin-associated protein 4-3-like. Bases 1 to 912 code for a protein of 303 amino acids. The record is from RefSeq and is a predicted model, not a curated record. The transcript is spliced from 4 exons. NCBI's taxonomy places the organism in Eukaryota, Metazoa, Chordata, Actinopteri, Salmoniformes, Salmonidae.
AUGCCUACCCAGCACUCCGCUCCAUAUCCUGUUGUUCUGUCCCACCCUAGCGUUGAAGUCACCCAGCAGAAAGAUCUUGCCGUUCCCGGGGAUGCGGCUGUCAGGCUGUGUGGUGUCGGGCUGUGUGGUGUCGGGCUGUCAGGCUGUGUGGUGUCGGGAUGUGUGGUGUCGGGCUGUGUGGUGUCGGGCUGUGUGGUGUCGGGCUGUGUGGUGUCGGGCUUUGUGGUGUCGGGCUGUGUGGUGUCGGGCUGUGUGGUGUCGGGCUGUGUGGUGUCGGGCUGUGUGGUGUCGGGAUGUGUGGUGUCGGGCUGUGUGGUGUCGGGAUGUGUGUUGUCGGGCUGUGUGGUGUCGGGCUGUGUGGUGUCGGGCUGUGUGGUGUCGGGAUGUGUGGUGUCGGGCUGUGUGGUGUCGGGCUGUGUGGUGUCGGGCUGUGUGGUGUCGGGCUGUGUGGUGUCAGGCUGUGUGGUGUCAGGCUGUGUGGUGUCAGGCUGUGUGGUGUCAGGCUGUGUGGUGUCGGGCUGUGUGGUGUCAGGCUGUGUGGUGUCGGGCUGUGUGGUGCUGUCAGGCUGUGUGGUGUCGGGCUGUGUGGUGUCGGGCUGUGUGGUGUCGGGCUGUGUGGUGUCGGGCUGUGUGGUGUCGGGCUGUGUGGUGUCGGGAUGUGUGGUGUCGGGAUGUGUGGUGUCAGGCUGUGUGGUGUCGGGCUGUGUGGUGUCAGGCUGUGUGGUGUCGGGCUGUGUGGUGUCGGGCUGUGUGGUGUCAGGCUGUGUGGUGUCGGGAUGUGUGGUGUCAGGCUGUGUGGUGUCAGGCUGUCAGGCUGUGUGGUGUCGGGCUGUGUGGUGUCAGGAUGCUGUCAGGCUGUGUGGUGUCGGGCUGUGUGGUGUCAGGCUGUGUGGUGUCGAAGCGAGACAUUAA